AUGCUGUGGCUGGCACUUGUAGAGAGAAAAAACAUGAGAUACCAGCUGUUUUUGUUCUCGAUCGACCUUAUAAAAUCAGUAUGGAUCUAAAUUAAAUAGUGUCGUUCAUUACAUCCCGGUAGUGACCAUUUCUUAACAGUGAUUAUGUAAUUUACUUCGAAAUUGGUGUAAAGUAAAAGUAGAUGAGUCUGAGAAUUUGUCACAAAUGAUAUAUGGACUGCGUUUUGCGAUUUAUUACGUCUUAUUUAUGGUACAUGCGAUGUGUUUAAAUUAGGCCAACAGGCGAGGCCAAUAGAUCGCUGCUUCUGUAUCCGGGGGACACAUUAAAACGAUUAUUGUGUGAGAGUAUCAUUGAGUGUGAGUCAGCGUGGUUCGGACCGCGUCGUAAGGUGUGGUAGUACGCGUUUAUGGUGCUAGAAACGGUCGCGUCGGUAUCUGCUGAAGGCACAUUAGUGGAUGCGGAAGCAGCGGAGUAGCGCUCGCUCGGGUAUGGUGCCGGGCAGGUAGCGCGCGCGGGCGGCCUGCGCAGGCCCAGAACAGCAGCCGCGAGUUUCCCCAGCGUCGUCUAUGGCCGAGCAACACAUCUCACCGUCGUCGUCACACUCUGCACUCUCGAGAGAGUCCACAAGGUCUUCUCAAAGCAGGGUGGUGGGCGGUCGGUCGUUGCGUCUAGAGCGUCGGGCCCAGAGACGCAGCGUGACGUCGCCCCUGCCGCGUCCUCCUAGCCGACACUCGUCGGGCCGCGCCUCCCACGCCGACUCCCAGGUCCGCGGCGAGCUGCGCCGGAGCUCCCGGCUAGUUAGCGCUCUUCCGAGGUCUGACUAUUCCAUCAGUGAGCGUUGGUCGUACGGAACCGACAUAUACGAGACACGAUACAACACAUCCGACUUGAGAGCCGGAGAGGACACCGGCAAGCCAUCCACCAGCGGCCAUAACAAACGUGUCAGACCGUCUUCACAUGAGAGGAAGAAGCAGAAGACCCACUCUGGAUUAAGUAACAGUGCUUCUGAAGAGUGUAUCGCACAUUGUACUCGCUCACGGACUAGCGUGAAGCCGAGCGAGAGUGUUUGUGCUCAGGCGCCCUACAGUUUGAAACCAGUAUCGGUGACUCAAAUCCCAUUGAAUCACAAUUCUACUGGGUAUUCCACCGAUGCCCAGGCCCCUGUAAAUAAUCCAGACAGUGGUUUGUUGCCAUUAGACGAGAGAGACUUUGCAUAUUCCCCAUUUAGCUCUUCCACUGUUACUGAUAUACUAGACUCUGAUUAUUCCGUUUAUAGUCCAAAAGCGAGCCGCAACAAAGGAAAGAAAAGGAAGAGGUCUUCAUCGAGUAAGAAGAGCAGUGAUGUUCUGAUCUCUAAACGGACUAAGACUGGCAAUCAGUUUACGGAGGCUGCUGAGGAAUCGAAAUACACUGAUAGAGAGGGAUCCUUGUUAAGGAAGCCAGCCAGCCGAUAUUCCUUGAGACAUACUUAUCCUCGCCCAACCGAUCAACUAGCGCCACCACCAAGGGCUUCCAGCACAGUUACGUUGUGCAAAGUAACUGAGCGAAAGAGCGCUACAGACACUCGUGAACGACCUCAGACACCUCCACUCCCAGCUGAAUUUCAAGAAGCAAGUACAUCAAAAACACGCAGCUCUAAUAGCAAGCUUCUUAUUGUUCCCCGCGAUCUACCGUAUCUACGGCAGACUAACGCCCGAAGGAGCAUCGCAGCUGCAACGGGCGCUACCCUGGGUGCGUGUCUGACGAAGAGGAGCAACACAUCUCAGCAUCACAGCCAGGACACAUCUGCCAAGAGACAGGUGCCGGGAAGCGAGGGCGCGGGCGGCAGCGCGGAGGGCAGCAGGCGGGCGCGGGCUCGCGACAUGCCACAGCCGCAGCCGGCGUCCACGCGACGAGACAAGCGAGGGAAAAGCAGUCUGGGUUCCUGCGCGAGUACCGGUGGUGCGUCGAGCCGCUCCCACCCGCAACCCUUAACCACGGGUGCCGCCGCAUCCACAUCGAAUACGCCGCCGCCAUCUGCUUCAGCGGCUUCGAUGCCUAAUAACGCAUCGGAGGAUGCUAAACCUAAAAGCAAAGCGUCGUGUUCAGCUGAAGAAUGUGCGAGCGGCGGUGUCGGCGGCGGUGGGGCGCCGGGGGCGAGCGGCGGCGCGGCGGCGGCGGCGGCGGCGGCCGCGGCAGCGGCGGCCGCGGCAGCCGAGGAGUCCUCCUCCGAGGAGGGCGAAGUGGGCCGCCUGCAGGCGCUGCUGGAGGCGCGCGGCCUGCCGCCGCAUCUGCUCGGCGCGCUAGGGCCGCGCAUGCAACAUCUCUUGCAUAGGACUGUCACCGCUAAUUCAGCGGCAUCAAAGGCGGCGCAGCUGCUCGCAGGGCUGCAGGCGACCGGCGACGAGGGCCAGCAGCUGCAGGCCGUGAUCGAGAUGUGCCAGCUGCUGGUCAUGGGCAACGAGGACACGCUCGCCGGCUUCCCCGUGCGCCAGGUCGUGCCUGCGCUCGUCAACCUGCUCGCUGCCGAACACAACUUCGACAUGAUGAACCACGCGUGUCGCGCGCUCACGUACAUGCUUGAGGCCCUACCGCGCAGUAGCGGCGCCGUGGCGCUGGCCGUGCCCACCUUCCUGGACAAGCUGCAAGCCAUCACCUGCAUGGACGUGGCCGAGCAGAGCCUCACCGCGCUGGACAUGCUCUCCCGCCGACACUCCAAGGCCAUCCUGCAGGCGCGCGGAGUUUCGGCGUGCCUGACGUACCUGGACUUCUUCUCUAUCAACGCCCAACGAGCUGCGCUCUCCAUAACGGCCAAUUGCUGCCAGAAUCUUACCCCCGAUGAAUUCCAUCUCGUCAGGGAUUCGCUGCAGUUGCUUGCUAACAGAUUAACCCAACAAGACAAGAAAUCAGUGGAAUGCGUCUGCCUCGCGUUCUCGCGGCUGGUGGACAGCUUCCAGCAGGACCCGACGCGCCUGCAGGAGAUCGCCACGCCGGACCUGCUCACCAACCUGCAACAACUUCUGGUAGUGGUGCCGGCGCUGAUCUCGGGCAACACGUUCAUCACGGUGCUGCGGCUGCUGUGGGUGAUGUGCGCCGCGUGUCCGCAGCUCGCGCUCGCGCUACACCAGCGCUCCAUCGCCGACACGCUGCUGUGUCUGCUCACCGGCUCGGCGCUGCACCAGGAGCAAGUGGAGCUGCUGCCGCGCUCGCCGCAGGAGCUGUACGAGAUCACGUGCCUGAUCGGUGAGCUGAUGCCGCGCCUGCCCACCGACGGCAUCUUCGCCGUCGACCAGCACCUCGACCGGCCCUGGUCCGCGCCCACCGAGCGCGCCGCGCACUGGCAGUGGCGCGACGACAGAGGUUUAUGGCGAUCGUACUCUUGGGCUGAGUCGCGCGCGCUGGAAGCGGGCGCGACGGCUGGCGAGGAGGAGGUGUGCCUGACGACCUUGGGCCGCUCGUACACCGUGGACCUGACGGCCAUGCAGCAGCUCAACGACCACACCGGCACGGCGCGCCCCGUGCAGCGCGUGGCGCCCGCGCCCGCGCAGCCCGACCAGGCCAACCCCGCCAAUGCUGCGCCAGAUCCUCGCAUCGCCAUGGUGCGCUGCAACUCGGGGCUGGCGCGCGCGCUGCUGGCGGUGCUACACGAGGUGUAUUGGAGCUCGGCGGGGCCCGCCGUGCGCUCGCAGGCGCUCAAGGCCAUCCUGCGCUGCGUCUACUACGCUGACGCAACGCUGCUCCGACAAGUGCUCAAGAUGCAGGUGAUAUCAUCGCACAUCGCGGGUAUGAUGGCGUCGACGGACCUGCGCAUCGUGGUGGGGUCGCUGCAGCUGGCCGAGAUCCUGAUGCAGCGGCUGCCUGAGGAGAUGGGCGCGCAGUUCCGCCGCGAGGGCGUGCUACACCAGGUGGCGCAGCUGGCAGAACGCACACCCCCAUCUAAUGCGCCCAACCAGGCCCGCCAGCCCAAGCUUAAGUCCCCGGCGGCGAGCGCGCGCUCCAGUGCCGGCUCGUCCCCGCCGGCCUCGUCCUCCAACACGUCUCUCGGCCACAAUCUGUCGAUGGCCUUCUCUGCUUCCGGGUCAUUCAUCAAUUCUUCCAUGCCGCCCCUUGGCAUCGAGGGCAGCGGGCCCGAGCCCGGGACCGCAGCGUCCGCCGCGCAGCCGCAAGCGCCUGCCGCAACGCACAGGUCAGUUGUGUUGCCCUUCUCGACAAUAUUCGACAGGUCUGCGAGCCCGCUGCAGCUGGCCGAGAUGCUGAAGCGCAAGCGCGCGGUGAAGCGGUCGGGCGGCGCGCCCGCGCGGCACGCCCGCCGCCGCGACGACGCCGCCGCGCACAGCUCGCACGCCGCGCCGCCGCACCACUCGCACCAGCUGCAUCAUCAUCCACACCACACUGCGCCCGCUCACAGCUCUACCGCGGCAGCGUCGUCGCGCUCUACGAGCCGCGUGGGCGCAUCGAAGACGUCGUCGUUCCUGUCGUCGCUAAACCCCUCGCGCUGGGGCCGCACGCCGCACUCGCACAAGGACACCGGCCUGCUCGUCUCGCCGCACUCCUCCGCUAACCUCACUCAUCAGAACAAAGAGAAAGUCCGCGAGUGGAUCCAGUGGACGGCAGCGCGGCUGGUGCGCGAGUGGGGUGCGCUGGGCGGCGGCGGCGGCGCGCUGGACCAGCUGGCCGUGCUGGCCGGCGCGCUGCCGCACGCGCCCUCUCCGCAGCGCCGCGCCGCGCUCGAGCAGCUGCGCGACACGCUCAUGCAGCACGACGUAUCGCCCUUCGAGGUGAACCACUCCGGCGUACUGGGCGCCCUGCUGCAGUUCCUGACGGGGCUGGACGACGCCACGGUGGCGGGCGCGCGCGACUGCGACCGCGACGGCGACUGCGAGGGCGAGGGCGAGGGCCGCGACGCCGACCAGGUGGCCGCCUGCGAGGAGCGCCUGCGCCUCUUCCUGCACGUGUUCGCCGACAUGCCGCUGGUGUCCGACAUCAGCGAGUGGUCGGAGAGCGGCGCGCUCCUGGGCGGUGGUGGUGGUGGUGGCGGCGCGCUGGCCGCGCUGGUGGCCAAGGUGAACGCGUGCGUGUCCCACCUGGAGCAGUUCCCCGUGCGCGUGCACGACUUGCCCGCGCGCCCCGCCACCUCCGCGCUCAAGUUCUUCAACACGCAUCAGCUCAUGUGUGAUCUCAAACGCCACCCAAGUUGUACUAAUCUCAAGCAAUGGAAAGGCGGUGUCGUACGGAUAGAUCCGCUUGCCUUAGUUCAAGCGAUAGAAAGAUAUCUAGCACAGCGCGGCUACGCGAGCGCGCGGUCGCGCGACGGCUCGACGGCGGCCGCGCAGUCGGACGACGACGCUGGCUCCGAGGACGACGUGGAGGACUCGCUCGCCACGCCUCCCAUACACCAGCCCACUGACACCGACCACAAGCUGGAGUUCCUGAUCGGCGACGCGGUGCUGCCCUACAACAUGACGGUGUACCAGGCCGUGCGGCAGUUCGGCGAACACACGGACGCCGACACAGACACAGAAACUCCGCUCGCGAAUGCGGGCAUCUGGGUGCAAACGCACACGAUCUACUACCGCGCGGUGGAGGGCAGCGAGCCGCCGCGCGUCGACACCGCCGCCUCGCGCAAGGGCAAGGGCCAGCCCACCAAGCUCUCGUCCCGUCGCAAGCCGGACGUUCUGUGGAACGAUGGAGUAGUGCCAGCACGCGAGUCGCCACUAGUGAUGAUCCUGCGGUCGCCGCUGCUGGCGGGUGGUGGCGGCGGCGGCGGCGGCGGCGGCGGCGGCGGCGGCGGCGGUGGCGGUGGCGGAGGCGGUGGCGGCGGCGGUGGCGGCAGCGGCGGCGAGCGCGAGGUGAAGGACGCGGCGCUGCCGGCGCUGGCGCUGCUGCGCGCGCUGCACGCGUUGUCGCGCCACUGGCCGUCGCUGUACCGCGCCGCCUGCCUGCCCGACCACCGUCCGCUAGUGCCUAAUGCUGACUUCAUAAAUGCCAAGCUUGCUGCCAAAGCCAACAGACAACUUCAAGACCCCUUAGUUAUAAUGACCGGAAACCUUCCGCCCUGGUUGAAAAAGAUUGCAUAUGCGUGCCCAUUCAUAUUUCCGUUCGAAUGUCGUCACUUAUUGUUCUACGUGUUGUCAUUCGACCGCGACCGCGCACUGCAGAGGCUAAUCGAAGCGGGCGGCGAGCGCGGCGGCGCGGCGGCGGCGGGCGGCGCGGGCGCCGACACGGAGCGCGUGGCGCCGCGUCUCGACCGCCGCAAGCGCACCGUGCAACGGCAGAAUGUUUUACGCCAAGCCGAACACGUUAUGCACGAGUUCGCACACUCCAAAGCGCUGCUUGAAAUUCAAUACGAAAACGAAGUGGGCACCGGACUCGGCCCGACUCUCGAAUUCUACGCGCUCGUCUCACAAGAGCUCCAGCGCGCUGAUCUUGACCUCUGGCACGGGAGCGAAAACUUUAAGCAGAAACCGCACUCUUUCGGCGGUGAAAUAGUGAAGAGUCAACCGCCUAUGGUGACCGACCGGUCGUCCGCCGAAGUGGCGGCGCGCCUGGCGUCGUCCGUGCGCGACGCCCUCAGCUUGAACGAGGAGCGGUCGGCGGAGCCCUCGGAGCUGGAGAAGGAGACGUCGAUCCCGUCGCCGGCGCCCGACGCGACCUUCGUGUCGUGGCCGUGCGGCCUCUUCCCUCAGGCCAUCGGCCGGAAUGCGCGCGCAUCGCAUCUCUCCCGCGUCAAGGCCAAAUUCCGCUUUCUGGGCAAAUUCAUGGCUAAAGCUGUAAUGGAUUCACGAAUGGUGGAUAUCCCUCUGUCGGUGUCGAUGUACCGUUGGGUGGUGGGCGAGGAGCGGUGGCUGAGCCUGAGCGACGUGCGGCACGUGGCGCCCGAGCUGUGGCGCUCGCUGUGCCGCCUGCGCCGCGUGGCCGAGCGCGCCACGCUCGUCAACGAGGACGACUCGCACACGCCCGAACAUAAACAACACUUGAUCAGCAGUUUGGAGUUGGACGGGUGCCCGAUUGAGGAGCUGGGGCUGGACUUCAUCCUGCCGGGCGACGGCUGCACGGAGCUGCGGCGCGGCGGCCGCGACCUGCCCGUCACCGCGCACAACCUCCACGACUACAUCACGCUCGUCACGCACUGGUUGCUCUAUGAAGGCGUGAUUCGUCAACUGGAAGCAUUCAAAGAAGGAUUCGAAUCAGUAUUCCCGUUAUGUAAUCUCAAAAUAUUCUAUCCAGAAGAGCUGGAACAAGUGUUCUGCGGAAGCCCGUCAGGCGGUCGCGAGGUGCGGUGGGAACCGCGCAUGCUGGCCGAGUGCAUCCGGCCUGACCACGGCUACACGGCCGAGUCGCGCGCCAUCCGCAUGCUCAUCGACAUCCUCGCCUCCUACAGCCGCGACGAGCAGCGCCUAUUCCUGCAAUUCGUCACGGGCAGCCCCCGUCUUCCCACUGGAGGUUUCAAGGCUCUGAAUCCGCCUCUGACGGUGGUACGCAAAUCACUGGAGUCGUCGCUGGACCCGGACGAGUACCUGCCGUCGGUGAUGACGUGUGUCAACUACCUGAAGCUGCCCGACUACAGCGACGCCGAGGUGAUGCGCGCCAAGCUGCGGCUGGCCGCCUCCGAGGGCCAGCACUCCUUCCACUUGUCCUAAACGUCCGCCUCCGCUCUCGACGUAUACGUUUCGCCUGAUAUCCGAUAGCCCUCCAGGCCUCCACGCUCAGCAGGCUGGUGGCUCGCGUGUUACUGUUUGCACCACUAAUUGGUACGGUGUGUGCGUCGCGUCACGCGUCACGCGCACAAUCCGGUUCAGGGCAUACAGCUUUUGUGCAAUCAGAGUGAUUUAUAUUUACCUUUCGUUACAGACACUAAAAGUGCUGUGCGGACAUUUAUUAUUAUCAUUUUGUUUUCUUUGAAUUCUUUUUUUACAAUUGAUAUAAUUAUACUAUAUUCUGUGUUAAAGUAAUGUGAUAGCUUUGUAUAUUUCUUUAUCGACACUAUAGAGAGACUAACGACUCUCGACAUAGUAGUAUAUGGAAGUGUGUGACGUGAUUCUGCGAGACAACUCUUGAUGAGACGAGUUGUCGGAAUGCGUGUGACGUGUCGCGGCAGCGGCGCGACCUCGCAGCGCCGCCGGCCACCGCGCCAUCCUCGCCGGAGACCGCGGCGCCUACCGCCACCGCCGCACUGUCUGUUAUAUCAUACUUAUAAAUAUAAUAAGCUCUAUUAUGUUUGAAGGACCUCUGGAUUUAUCCUUCAAGAAUCAAAAGUUAAAAUAGCAUUUAUUACCAAACGGUGUAUGUUUUCAUUAUCAUUUAAGUUUCAUUAAAGAGUAAAAGUGCAAAAUUUGAAUAUGUAACGAUUUCAAUAAAAGCAUGUAAACAUAUUGAAUCAA
Cydia strobilella is the source of this 8361-nucleotide messenger RNA. It is a transcript of the gene ctrip, whose product is annotated as E3 ubiquitin-protein ligase TRIP12. Gene Ontology annotation, cellular component: nuclear speck. Lineage: Eukaryota; Metazoa; Arthropoda; Insecta; Lepidoptera; Tortricidae. The record is from RefSeq and is a predicted model, not a curated record. Gene Ontology annotation, molecular function: ubiquitin protein ligase activity; zinc ion binding. The coding region runs from base 568 to 7620 and encodes 2350 amino acids. Gene Ontology annotation, biological process: DNA damage response; protein polyubiquitination; proteasome-mediated ubiquitin-dependent protein catabolic process. The transcript has 38 exons.